AAUGUAUGAUCUUUUGCUCAAGGUAUUUGAGUGAGAAUGGUGAUACAAGGUUCACUCGACCUUCUAGGAAUUAUGAAGGAUUUGUAGUAGAGGCAAAUCCUGGAGAAUUGUUCCCCAUUACAGGUAGACCACUUGGAGCCAAAAGGAAUGGGAAGGGUAAUCUGAUUGAGAUGAAUGAUGAGGUUCUUAUCCAAGCUCAACGAUAUGUCAUUAUUAAUUGCCAGGACAACUUGCCUGAGUUGUCUGCAUAUAUCAAGUUUCAUACUUUGGGGCAUGAGAAGAACUUGCAGACGCAAAGUAGUGGGGUAACGUUGACAGCAAUGACAUCAAGUUAUGCGAGUUCCAAAGAUAAAAAUCCUGUGCUAGCUAAUGUCUCUUACUAUGGAGCUAUCGAA
Messenger RNA from Linum tenue, 395 nucleotides. The record is from the annotation of a GenBank genome assembly. Lineage: Eukaryota; Viridiplantae; Streptophyta; Magnoliopsida; Malpighiales; Linaceae.